AUGGGAAACAUGUCAAUCAGUGAAUACUACAACAAGUUCAUUGAGUUGAUGAGGUUUGCCCCGGAAGUAAUCCCUACUGAAACCAUUAAGGCUCAAAGAUUUGAGCAAGGCCUAACCUUGAUCCUCCAAGGGAAGCUAGGGGGAAUGACUUUUGAGACCCUAGAUGAAGUCUAUGGUCGUGCAGUCCAUCUGUACGGAAUUAAGGGGAGGGAGAUGGAGAGGGACAACAAGGGGAACUUUAGGAAGGGGAAUGGGGGACAGUCAUCCAACCAUAAAAGGAAUGGGAACCAAAUGGGUGAGAAGCCCAAGAGGAAGUAUUUCUGCAAGAGGUGUGAUAAAGACCACCCAGGGAAGGACUGUGAGGGAAACCCGAAGGAAGCUGGUGUUAAGUCUGGGAAGGUGAAAGAGUUUAGUGCACCUAGUAAACCACCUCAGUCUAGUAGAACUACAACCAAGGCUGAAACCAGUAGUGGUGCGGGAGGUGCCCCAAAGAGGCGUGUGUUCAUGUUGAAUAGUCGGCAGGCUGAGUCUACUAAUGAUGUGAGUCCUGAGUCAGUUUCUCUAGAUGUGUCUAUUCCAUCAGGGGAAGUGAGGAGUUAUUCGAGAUUGUUUUUGAGUGUGCCUAUUUCCAUCUCUAGGGUAGAGUUUCUGGCUGAUUUGAUCGAGUUUGACUUGAAUGACUUUGAUGUGAUUCUGGGUAUGGAUUGGUUGGGAAAGUAUGAAACAAAAAUUGACUGUGCGGCUGAAAAGGUCACCUUGACUAGCCCAAGUAAGACCAAAGUGGUGUAUAAAAAGGAAGGGAAAAGUUCAGGGUUGAGAAUUGUGUCUGCAAUACAACUACAGAAACUGGUUAAGAAGGGUUGUCCUUUGUUUUUGUGUAGUGUUCAAGAGGUUGAAAGUGAGGAAAAGAAAGGUGAAGAGGAUAUUCCUGUUGUAGAAGAGUUUCUAGAUGUGUUUCCGGAUGAGAUUCCUGGUAAGCCACCAGUGAGGGAUGUUGAGUUCACUAUCGAUCUAGUGCCUAGAAUUGGACCUAAAUCUAAGGCUCCAUAUAGGAUGGCUCCAGCUGAGUUGAGGGAGUUGAAGACCCAGUUGGAUGAUUUGUUGGAGAAAGGUUAUAUUAGGCCUAAUUCAUCACCCUAG
Chenopodium quinoa (quinoa) is the source of this 1140-nucleotide messenger RNA. RefSeq lists its product as uncharacterized. Lineage: Eukaryota; Viridiplantae; Streptophyta; Magnoliopsida; Caryophyllales; Amaranthaceae. The coding region runs from base 1 to 1140 and encodes 379 amino acids. The transcript has 4 exons. The record is from RefSeq and is a predicted model, not a curated record.